GAGGCUCCGAGGCCGAGCACCGGCUAUUUGAGCGGCUGUUUGAAGAUUACAAUGAGAUCAUCCGGCCUGUGGCCAACGUGUCUGACCCUGUCAUCAUCCAGUUUGAGGUGUCCAUGUCUCAGCUGGUGAAGGUGGAUGAAGUGAACCAGAUCAUGGAGACCAACCUGUGGCUGAAGCAAAUCUGGAACGACUACAAGCUGAAGUGGAACCCCUCUGACUACGACGGGGCGGAGUUCCUGCGUGUGCCCGCACAGAAGAUCUGGAAGCCUGACAUUGUGCUCUACAACAACGCAGUCGGGGAUUUCCAGGUGGACGACAGGACCAAGGCUCUGCUCAAGCACACGGGCGAGGUGACCUGGAUCCCUCCCGCGAUCUUUAAGAGCUCGUGCAAGAUCGACGUGACUUACUUCCCGUUCGAUUACCAGAACUGCACCAUGAAGUUCGGGUCCUGGUCCUACGACAAGGCGAAAAUCGACCUGGUGCUCAUCGGCUCCUCCAUGAACCUCAAGGACUACUGGGAGAGCGGCGAGUGGGCCAUCAUCCGCGCCCCCGGCUACAAGCACGACAUCAAGUACAACUGCUGCGAGGAGAUCUACCCCGACAUCACCUACUCGCUGUACAUCCGCCGCCUGCCGCUCUUCUACACCAUCAACCUCAUCAUCCCCUGUCUGCUCAUCUCCUUCCUCACCGUGCUCGUCUUCUACCUGCCCUCCGACUGCGGCGAGAAGGUGACCCUCUGCAUCUCUGUGCUGCUCUCCCUGACCGUCUUCCUCCUGGUGAUCACCGAGACCAUCCCGUCCACCUCGCUGGUCAUCCCCCUGAUCGGCGAGUACCUCCUGUUCACCAUGAUCUUCGUCACCUUGUCCAUCGUCAUCACAGUCUUCGUGCUCAAUGUGCACUACAGAACCCCCACCACGCACACGAUGCCCACCUGGGUGAAGACCGUGUUCCUGAACCUGCUUCCCAGGGUCAUGUUCAUGACCCGGCCGGCCAGCAACGAGGACAGCGCCCCGAAGCCCAGGCCCCUCCACAGCGCCGAGCCCUCCCUCCUGAACUGCUCCAGCCACACGGGGUCCAAGGGCGGCCAGGACGGCCACCCCUGCCAGGACGGGCUGUGCGGCCACUGCCACCACCGCAGGCGGAAAAUCUCGAACUUCACCGCCAACCUCACGCGGAGCUCCAGCACGGAAUCUGUGGACGCCGUGCUCUCGCUUUCCGCGCUGUCGCCGGAAAUCAAAGAGGCCAUCCAGAGUGUCAAGUACAUCGCGGAAAACAUGAGAGCACAGAAUGAAGCCAAAGAGAUUCAAGACGACUGGAAGUACGUUGCCAUGGUGAUUGACCGGAUCUUCCUGUGGGUCUUCAUCCUGGUGUGCGUUCUAGGGACGGCGGGGUUGUUUCUGCAGCCCCUGAUGGCCAGGGACGACACCUGAGCACUGGGCCCUCACCUGCCCCGAGGCACACUGGCUGGGGAGGGGCUCUUUUCUUAUUGUAAUAAGACAACUUAACAUAAAAUCACCAUUGUAACCCUUUUAACAUUCAUAGUUCAGUGACAUUAAAUACAUUCCCAUUGCUAUCCAUCUCCAUAACUCUGCAGCUUGUAAAACUGAAGCUCUACAGGACCCAUUCAACAGUCACUCCUAGCUCCCCUCCGUGACCCUGGCACCACUAUCCACUUUGUCCCCAGCUUG
Molossus molossus (Pallas's mastiff bat) is the source of this 1688-nucleotide messenger RNA. RefSeq names its product cholinergic receptor nicotinic alpha 3 subunit (gene CHRNA3). Gene Ontology annotation, molecular function: acetylcholine-gated monoatomic cation-selective channel activity; transmembrane signaling receptor activity. The record is from RefSeq and is a predicted model, not a curated record. Gene Ontology annotation, cellular component: synapse; neuron projection; postsynaptic membrane. NCBI's taxonomy places the organism in Eukaryota, Metazoa, Chordata, Mammalia, Chiroptera, Molossidae. Bases 114 to 1430 code for a protein of 438 amino acids. Gene Ontology annotation, biological process: chemical synaptic transmission; regulation of membrane potential; monoatomic ion transmembrane transport. The transcript is spliced from 5 exons.